CAGGAUCAACUGAUCUCGGCACAACGCCAGGCUACAUGACACCGGAACGUAUCAAACUGGUCCAAUUCCUCGCCAUGACCGGACCCCUCGACUACAAAUUCAUCUUCAGGUCGCCCAAGCUAUCCUACACGGACAACGUAUUCAUCCUCUCCUUCCACCAUCAAGUAUGGCUAUCGAUCGGAGGAAUUGUUCUAUUGGCGGCAGCACUCCAGCUGAUUAUAUCACGCUUCGAACAUCCAUCGGAAGCCGCGGACGAUCCCCGUGGCCACAUAGGCCCCGGCGAAGUUCUGUUGAGCAUGAUCGGCAUCGCCAGUCAACAGGAGUCACUGGUUGAUCUGCGAUCGGUUUCGUCUCGUACGAUGAACAUCGUCAUGUUGAUCAGUUUGAUGUUUCUGUACAUUAGCUAUUCGGCGAACAUCGUGGCGGUGAUUCAGAGUCCUUCGACGCGGGUUCGGACACUGGGAGAUUUGAUGGGGUGGAAGUUUGACCUGACGGCACAGGAUAGUGCCGUUAACCGGAUCUUUAUGGCGAACGAAUCCGAUCCUCUACGAAGCAACGUCUACGACAAAAUUGUAAACUCCCACGGAUUUCUCCCGGUGGCCAACGGAACGGAACGCAUCCGGCAUGGUCUUGCCGCAUUUCAUGGUGACACGAACGAAAUCUAUCGCUACAUGGUCGAACACUACGACGAGGAUGAGAAGUGCAAUCUUCAAGAAAUCAACUUGUUGCCAGCGCUUCAUAGAUACUACGCCGUUGCGAAGGAUUCUCCGUUGGCGGAGCAUAUCAAAUACGGACUCCUAAAACUCCACGAACUGGGAUUUCUUCAACGCCACAUCGCUCUGCACUACCAGAGGAAACCACCCUGCAUCGGUGAUAGCCUUUUCGUUCCGGUUUCGAUGAUCGAUGCCAUUUUCAGCCUCCAACUGAUGGGAUGGGCUGUGGCACUUGCAAUUGUCGGCUUGGCACUGGAAAUUACCUGGCAGCGGUACAAUGUGCAACUCCGUUCGCUCUUGGGUGGAUCCAACGGAAAAUCCCGAAAAAAUAAACAACACUAAUGGGUAGAAGGAUCCGGUUGCAGCGAAUUUACAAGAGAGUGAUGCAGAUCAACCAUCGGUAAAAAAUGUCUUGCACAGAAAGAGAUAGGAUCCGGCUGCAUAGGAUGGUGAACAAUCCGUACCUGGCGGACGUUAAAUUUCUAGUGGGCAGCAAAAGGAA
Messenger RNA from Aedes albopictus (Asian tiger mosquito), 1215 nucleotides. RefSeq lists its product as uncharacterized. Lineage: Eukaryota; Metazoa; Arthropoda; Insecta; Diptera; Culicidae. Gene Ontology annotation, cellular component: membrane. The coding region runs from base 36 to 1055 and encodes 339 amino acids. The transcript is spliced from 4 exons. Gene Ontology annotation, molecular function: ligand-gated monoatomic ion channel activity. The record is from RefSeq and is a predicted model, not a curated record.